CGACUCCCAGACGCUUCCCCGAUUCAGUUAGGUCACGACAGGCGAAGCAAACGGACGUGCUGCGCUCUGGUCCGUGAGCUUUUAUUAUUAUAUCUCACUAAGCUUUGAGUUUAUCAAAGCUUCUGUUAUCCGACCAUCUUGUGACCUACGAGGAGUGAAGUGAGAGUGACCAUCGACCGCGGCCCGUGAUUCUGUAUCCAACACUGAAAAGAGAGGAAGAAAAAGUGAAAUUUCUAAACAAAAAUAUUAAUUGUUUAUGAUCUGGUGAUAAUUAUUUUUUCUGGUGGAGUUAUUGUUUAUAUUUUUUUUUUUUUAUAAUUAAGCCAUCGCAAACCAAAGAUUUAGUAUUUAUCUGUGUAUCCAGUCAACAAGUGGAGGAACUCUCUCGUCGCGCAAAGUAAACUUCAGAAAUUCACCGAUUACCAAAAAAAAAAAAAGAUAAUAAUAGAUUAUUAUUAUAAUUAUUAUAAUUAAUCAUUAUUAUUUAAAAGAAGAAGGAAAUAAAAAAAAAAAUCAAUAAAUUGAUUUCGAAAAAUAUUUCCUCCAACCUCAUACCGAGGACUUAUUCUUAAUGGCAGUGUUGUGAACGGAUUUCGUAAGGAUACACCGGACAGCGGAUUAAUUUUCUUCACACACCGGACAUCCAAGGAAAUUUGCGCACAUGGACCCCUCAAGCGGCGCCGGCAUGGACCUGGAGCUGUUCGAGGCUCUGCUGGCCAACAUGCAGCAGAACCUGCCCCAGGGUGCCUACGAUGAGCUCGACGACGACGACGACGAUGACGAUUACGAUGAGGAUGAUGAUGAGGACGACGACGAGGACUACGAGUACGGCGGCCAUGAGCACAACAUUCACACGAUGAGCAACCCCUACGGCGGGGGCGAGGGCGGCGUGGGCGGCGGCGAGAUGGGCGGCGGAGACAUGUGCGGCGUCUCGCUGCCCACCAUGCAGACCAUGAGCAUCCUGCAGGGCCUGCUCAACAUGAACCCGGCUGCCCUGCCCGGCGGUGCGCCGGACAUGGGCGGGGCCAUGAGCAGCCCCAUGAGCGCCGGCAUGCCCGGCAUGGGAGCCCCCAUGGACGGCGGCGCCGGCAGCUUCCUCUCCAACAUGCCCUCCUUCCUGCCCUCCAUGAAUCCCGACAUGGCGGGCGCCCUCGCUGGGGCCUUCGCGGGCGGCAUGGGUGCCCUCAUGGACAGCUUCGCCGGCGCGGGCGGCGGAGCGCAAGUGCACGACUAUGAUGAGGACGAUGAAAUUCUUUCUGAUGAAGACGACGAGGAGGACGACGAUGACGAUGACGACAUCGAUGAGCGAGGACACGGCGGCAUGGGGACAGUCGCCGCCGCGGCCGCGGGCGUAGCAGCCGUGGGCGCCGUGGGCGGCAUGAUGACCUCGGGCCUCUUAGGCACCCCUCACCCUUCUGCUGGUCCCGCCCACCCUGUUGGGCCAGGCCACCCAGUUGGGCCAGGCCACCCCGCCUUGGCCGCCCACGUCCCUAUGCCCGGCCAUCCCAUGUCCGCGCAUGGGGGCCAUCCCCAGCACCCAGGGCACAUGCCCAUGUCCGCACACGGGCCCCCAGUGGGCUUCACCCACCCUGGUUUUAACCCCACAGACAUUCUGAGUGCGCCGCCCUCGUCCGCGCCGGUGACGCCCCACAGCAUGCCGUCCCACGCCGCGUCGCCCAUGCACCACACCAGCAUGGCGUCCAGCAUGAGCGGCGGUUCCGUCAGAAGCGUUGACCCACUGGCCGGAGUGGCCAUAGGCGCGGCCGGCGUGGCGGCGGGCGCGGGCAUCCUGGCGCCCGUGGUGAGCAGCCUCCUCUCCGCCGCGGGAGGCAAGUCGCUGCAGAAGCUGGACAACUCCGACGCCUCGAGCACGACCAUGGUUGGCGACGACUCGCUGAACAGCUCGAGCAAGACGUUGGCGGCGCAGGAGCGGCCGGCGUCCGCCCCGAGCGCCGUGGCCGCCAUCACGAAGGCGCUGGAGAAGACGCACAUCACGCCGCCGUCCCCCUCCGCCAAGAAGGAUGGCGACGGUUCUCCGCCUGAAAAGACUAGUGAGCAGAAUGAGAGCGAGGAAGACGAGCCCGAGGAGGAGGAGGCUCCCAAGCCAAGCACCCGAGUCUCCACGCCCAAGGACGAGCUCGAGGACGACAAGGCGAGCGUUGGCGCAGAGUCCGUUCCUAGCUCCGAGGAGGCCGGGGACGGGAAGUCCGACACCGAGAGCGUCCGAAAGAAGACCCCCUCGCCCGUACUCACCGGGAAGCUGGGCCGCCUGAGCCCCACCGGCAGCGAGUCCACGCCCGUGCUCGAGUCCGCCAGCUGCGCCUCCAUCACCGACCUGGCCAGCGCGACCGAGUCCAUGCGCGACUCCGACACCGACAACCACUCGGACGCGCACAACGUGACGGCCAACCUGUCGGACUUGGACAACGACCUGCACGAGACGCAGCCCAAGAUGCGCGCCCCGCCCCAGUACGCCGUCGGGGCGCUGCCCAUCGUCAUAGAGAAGCCCACUUUCGGCUGGCAGUCCAUGGUCGGCCUCGACACCGCGAAGGACGCCCUCAAGAACCUGUUCCUGAGCGAGGCGUUCCCCGAGGUGUUCGAGGGCACGCAGGGCACGUGCAAGGGCGUGCUGCUGUUCGGGCCGUCGGGCUCCGGCAAGACGUGUCUCGCACGGGCGCUCGCCAAGGAGACCAACGAUGCCAUCCUGAUCGGCAUCUCCACCGCGUACUUGGCGUCGCAGGCGCCCCUGGAGGCCCCGAAGAUCGUGCGGUACCUGUUCGACCACGCGCGUAUGCACACGCCCGCAGUCAUCCUGUUCGACGAGGUGGACGCGCUCUGCUACGACAGGUCCAGCCAGACCGCACUCCGGGCGAAGGCCGAGCUUCUGGCCCAAAUUAGAGGCUUGACGACGCUGAACCCGCCUUACCCGGCUGGCAUCGACCCGUCCACCUUCAACGACGGCCUCAUGGUCCUGGGCACCACCAACCAGCCGUGGCUCCUGGAGGAAGACCUCAGAAGGAUCUUCACUUACAACAUCCACGUCAAGCUCCCCAACGAGAAGGCGAGGGAGGAGCUCCUAAGAAUGUUCCUGCAGAAUCUUCCACAUAAUAUUAACGACGACCAGUUCAAGUGCCUUGUAGCGAAAAGCGAAGGGUAUUCGGCGGCCGACGUCAACACUGUGAUCAGACAAGUAGCGCAUAUGCCUCCCAGUGAACCAAACAAAUACAUACAAAACACACAUCGGGUCAUUACCUAUGAUGACCUGGCAACUGUGAUGACUGAUUACAGAUGUAGAUUUACAGAGGAAGUGUCUGUGAAGUACCAGAGGUAUAUCAAAGCCGCAACGCACAGAUCAGAAGAGCGGCGGGAAGACAGUAAAAAGGAUGGAAAGAAGGAGCCAAAGGGUGUGAAGAGGUUCGGUCAGCGGAUCGCAAAAUCCCUCGCUGCUGCGCUCGUCGCUGUGAUAGAUUAAACCGUUUUCGUCUAGAUUUUAGUGAAAAGACAGACCCUGGCGGCGGGGCACAGUGCCGAGGCUGCUGCGCCUUCGUCGACGUCCUGCCAGCCGGGGCCGAGGUCUCUGAGGAGGUCGUAGGGAUGUUGUAAUUAGCUCUGUACAGUCUAUCUGUGAUGAACCAUUGUUUUUUUAUUAAUUGGACCUCCUUUGGCCAUGGCGCCGGCUGGGUCUCUUGAGAAAGAGAGAGAGAGAGAGAGAGAAUGAGAGAGAAAAAAGAGAGCGAGAGAGAGAAGAGGAGAGGGAGACGACGCUACGUCGUGUCCCUCCCUCCCAUCCCCUCCUCCUCCUCCUCCUCCUCCUCCAUCUCCUCCUCCUGCUCCUCCUACUUCUCCUGCUCCAGCUCCUCCCUUCACGACCCAAAGAAAGAGGGACGUGAAGAGGGAGAAAGAGAGAGAGAGAGAGAGAGAGAGAGAGAGAGAAAGAGGAGGAAAAAGAAUGGGGAAAAAAGGCAAAACGCAGCCGUGCCCCAGCCAAGGUCGGAAGAACAUUUAGUCACUCGAGUCAUUUCUUGAUCCCCACCAUCUACAAGCAAACUCCGCCCGCCCGCCCGCCCGCUCGCACGCCCGCCCGCCCGCUCGUACGCCCGCACAUUGACCGCCCUCUCCCUCCCUCCCUCCCGCCCGCCCGCCCGCCAAGUUGCCUACGCCCACCAGCGCCUCCCGGAAGCCCCCAGACGCCCGAACUCCCCAGCAGCCGAGGGAGAGAAGAGAGGUACUUGUGAUAACCUCACGCGAAGAAGAAUAAGAAGAAAGAGAAGAGAGAGAGAGAGAAAAAAAAAAAAGUGAUAACACAGUGUGUGUGUGAAGUGAACUGUGGAAAAGAAAAGAAAAGAAGAAAAAAAACUUGACGAAUGGAAAGAAAAACAAGGGGGAAAAAAAAAAUGUAGUGAUGUGAACUUCAAUCUUCUGCGCUUCCCUCGAAUGGUGUUUUGUGUACUGGAGACUCUGUGUUUUGCGCCCCAGUUGCAAAUGUACUGCUUUGACGAGACCGCCUGGUGGUUGGGUGUCCCGAUGAAUGGUGAAAGGAAAAAGUGCAAGAAAAGGAGGAGGAGGAAGAGGAGGAGGAAGGGAGAAGGGGCCAAGGAGAAUAGGAAGAAACGUGUGAAUGCUAUAUAUUAUAUAACGUAGACAUAUUAUGCAAUAUAUGUAUGCUAUAUAAUAUAUAAUAAAUAUAUGUUGGUUCCAGGCGGCUCGGAGCAAGGGAUGCUUUGAAUACUGUCACAUGCUUGUGGAAUGAGUAUAUGAAGGGUGCUUCUUAACAGCAAUCAUUAUAUAUAUGUAUAUGUAUAUAUAUAUAUAUAUAUAUAUAUAUAUAUAUAUAUAUAUAUAUAUAUAAUUUCAUGAUUGCCCCCCCCCCCUCCCUACUUUUUUAAUAUAUUUGUCGAGGCUGCUAGGUAGUUUCCGUACAGUUUGGGAAGUACAUGGAAUAGUGUUGCAUAAACCCAGAAUCUGCAAUAUUUGCAAUAUGUGAAGGUGUUGGGGAUAAGACUAAGAUUGCCUGCUCUUUUUUAUAUGUUGUACAAAUCUUCUUUUGUUAGAAUAUUGAAUCGAUUUUCUCGCCUUAGUCACGUGAUCUCAAAAAGUACGUAUGCAAUAACCUCCCAUUAUAUAAGAUAGGUAAAAAAAAAAUGUGCUUGUUUGUUUUUAUUAUUUUUUUUAUUAUAUAUAGUGAUUGAAAGUGAUGAUCAUACAUUUUAUUGCAUUAUUGUUGUUGUUACAGUUGACUUGGAAACAAAAUCACGCAAAAAAGACAUGAUUGAAAGUAAAAACAAAAUUUGCAAGUGGAGUGACUCAAGGUGACGCAUUUUUCCAAAAAAAAGUGCAUAUAUAUUCAGAUUUUUUUUCUCUUGUAGUAGACGCACAUGUCGGCAAGGAAAAUAGUUAAUGAUAAUGGGCAUGCUCCUAGUUUUUUAUAGUUUUGUUUUUCUUUUUCUUUUUUGGAAGCCGCGGGUGAGGAAUGUAUCUUUUUUUGUGGCAUUGUUAAGACCGGAUACGUUAUCAGUGGGUAUCAGUGGCCGAUAGUCUAGUGUCUUAAUUUUUCUGUUGGCUCUUUUUUUUAUAAAUUUAGCUAGACCGUUCCCCCCCCCCCCCCCUUGUCUAUUCCGACGUAUCCGUCUGAAGUUCGGUUGGAUAUGAGAUAUCUCCAUAUUGGCAUUAUAAGACACGUCCCUUGAUCUCUUUAUUUUUUCUUUUAUUUUUCUUUAAAGCUGUUAUUGAAGAUCUCAUCAAAGGCCACUGAAAUAUUCCCCGAAUAAAUAGAUCCGCGUCCAACGAAAGACAAUAGAUUUCCCCCCCCCCUCUUCCUCCACCCCAGGCGCCCUCCCCCCCCUCCCCCAACUGUGUUAGCGAAAGCCCUUUAGACUUUUAUUUUUUAAGAUUUAUUUUUUACUUUCAAAAAGACACUUGCCUCCUAAGUGGUCGCGUUGUCACUUAGUCUUCCACUUUAAAUGGCUUCCACAAUGUUUUAGAAGUUCUAUAUAUCUAUAUUUAAAGAAAAUGUUUAUGUAGUUUUUUUUUCUUAUGGAUAGCGGUGGUGCUGGUCGUUGUAUCCGGUGGCCACUUAGGCAGAGAGGCAAGCCGUUAUUGUAUUAUUUUUUGCGCUUCAGGUCAACCGAACAAAGUGAAAAACCGAUGAAAUGAACAUCACUUUUUUUUUUAUAUCAAUUUCAUGUCUUUAAAUGGUUAGUCCCCCCCCCUCCCUUCUCCUCCCCCUCCCCCUCCUCCUCCUUCCCUCUUAUCCUUCUUCCUCCUUCCUUACCUCCCUUCCCCUACCCCCCCCCCCUUCCUCUCCUGUUCCAUUUUCUACCUUUUUUUUUAAAUUAGUUUUGUUGCAUAUAUUUUUAUUUAUAUAUUAUAUUUAUUUAUUUUAUUUUUGUUCAAUGGCGAAGGUAAUCCUGAAGUAAUGUUAAAUGUGUCUCUUUCUUAUCAUUGUGAUUAUUAUUUAUUAUUAUUAUUAUUAUUAUUAUUAUUAUUAUUAUUAUUAUAUUAUUACAGGUUUAUGGUGCUUAUCCUGGGCUAGGGUGGUGGAAUUCAAAUGCUUAUAUUGCUUUAAUUGUAUACAUGUUAUAGGAAUUUUUUUUGUUUUUUGUUUUUGUUUUUGGGUCACGUCUUUUAUAUAUAUAUACAUAUAUAUUUUUUGUAUGGUUCAUGUAUUCAAUUUUGUAUGUAAGAUUCUUAGUGGGGUGUCUAUUUUUGGCAAGGGAGUUUUUUGUAAUUUUAUUUGUCACAUACGACUUCUUUAGUGUCCAUAUAUUUACCCUUUUUUUUUUUUUUUUUUUUUUUUUUUAUUUGUUUGUUUAUGCUCCUGCUGUUUGGCUUGAACUUAAGGAAUCCUUUGGACUUGAGUAGUGAGCCAAGUCCUUGUGGAAUUCUUUCACGUCUGGCCAGUGGGUGAGCACCUGACCUGCCUGCUUCUGUAAAAAAAAAAAAAAAAUUAACGAGAACAACAACAACAACAACAACAACAACAAAAAUAA
Penaeus chinensis is the source of this 6989-nucleotide messenger RNA. Its product is annotated as fidgetin-like. Gene Ontology annotation, biological process: vacuole organization; endosomal transport. The transcript is spliced from 6 exons. Lineage: Eukaryota; Metazoa; Arthropoda; Malacostraca; Decapoda; Penaeidae. The record is from RefSeq and is a predicted model, not a curated record. The coding region runs from base 662 to 3472 and encodes 936 amino acids. Gene Ontology annotation, molecular function: ATP binding; ATP hydrolysis activity.